Molecule: messenger RNA, 627 nt
Organism: Epithele typhae
Lineage: Eukaryota; Fungi; Basidiomycota; Agaricomycetes; Polyporales; Epitheliaceae
Exons: 2
Coding region: 1-627 (208 amino acids)
Molecular function (GO): protein binding
Source: RefSeq, a predicted model, not a curated record
AUGAGGACGCAGGUGGAGAACACGCUCUUCCGCGUGCACCGCUACUUCCUCGAGCGCGACUCGGCGUACUUCAAGGAGUUCUUCCAGAACACCGUCGUGGGCUACGCGGGCAAGUCGGACCAGACUGCGAUCACGUUCGCGGACGUCUCCUGCCGCGAGUUUGAAUGUCUCCUCCAGUUCCUCUACCACGGCGCCUCCGCAAACCCGUACGAGUCCGUGCUCGACCAGGUGCUCCUGCUCUCGACGGCAUCCACGCUCGGCUUCGCCGCGGCGCGCGCACACGCGAUCGCUGCGCUCGACGCAUCCUCGCCGCGGCUCGACGCCGUCGAGCGUGUCUUCCUGGCCGAGAAGUACUCGAUCCCGACUUGGCUCCGGCCGGCGUACGUCGAGCUGUGUGCGCGCAGCACGCCGCUCGAGGACACGGAGGCGGAGGUGCUCGGGCUGCAGACGACGGCGCGGCUGGCGCGGGCGCGCGAGGCGGUGCUCGAGGAGAAGGUGGAGGAGUGGCGGCGGGCGGUGGAGCGGAUGGGAAAGGGCGAGGCGGUCAACCCUGCGGACAUGCAGACGCACGAGGCGCGCCUCGUCGAGCGCGUCGUGGACCGCGUAUUCCCCAUGGCCCGGUGCUAG